AUGAUGGACGUAGGACCCGAACAUAAACGUCCCAGGCUUCAAUCAUGGUCUUCAGAGACAACUCGUCAACUCCCAAGUCUACCUCCUCCUCAACCCUCUCAACCUAACAAUCCCUAUCCGCCGCACCACUCCCCGUUCUCACGCCCACCAGAACCUCCUCAUCUGAUAGACCGUCGUCCCUCCGAGCAUCCUCCAUACGAGCACCAAGACCGCAGACCAAACUCGGGCCCGUCGCAUACAUAUGGGCCUCCUCCUCCUCCACCACCCCAAGGUUAUCCUCGAGCACCAGAGCCGAUGGUAAAGAGAGACCCGUCAGAUGAACCGCCGCCGCCACAGUAUCGACCACCUUCCACCGGCAACGGUGUCGAGCACAAUGUAAAUCCAAACAUCCCACCUCAUCACGACAGCGGUGGACGACCAUACCUUCCUCCUUUCGACCCUACGAGACCACAAUAUCCACCUGCGCCAUACCCACCAACGCAAAGUCCAAUGUCGGCUACAGAACCGUACAAUGUUCCUUAUGGAACCACAGGACUUCCCCCUCCAAGAGAAGGCAAUGCAUACCCCUCAUUGUCUUACCCAGCGGCACCACCAAGACAGCAGCCUGAUAUCAGGAAGAAGGCACAAAGAGCUGCUCAAGCAUGCGACAGCUGUCGGACUCUUAAAGCAAAAUGCGACGAGGGGAGGCCGUCGUGUACCAGUUGCAAGGAGAAAGGUAUCGAGUGCCGGUAUCGGGACCCCCCUCCAAAACAGCAAGAUAAGGCGUCAGCAGAUAUCAUGGAUACUCUAGCGCGCCUGGAGGCUGCUAUUAAUGAUAGAUUUCAACGGCUGGAUAAUAGAGUGACCGACAUACAGGAAACGCUCAUCCGCAGGAAGCCAAACUCAGAAGCAGCAAUGAAGGUAGAGGACGAAAAUGUCCGGAUACCGCUUGGGGUGUAUGGACGAGCAUCAGUCGGUUCUGAAUCGCAACGUUUAGCUUCAAAUGAAUCACCCUACUCAGCAACAACUCCUGGCUUGCAAAAGAUUCCGGAUAUGCCCGAGCCACCUAGGCCUGGGGAAGAAGCGUCCGAGGAAGAGGAAGAGUCGGGCGAUCCUGGUCCCCCGAAAGCGCCUUCAAUUCCAGUCAAUCACACCACAGGAGCUGCGCGACUACUUCUCGUUGGUCCAAUCCAUGAGAUGCUGAAGCAUAUUCUGAAGCAUGGAAAGAUAAAGGGAGAGAAGUAUCCCAUUGUCCAGGAAGAGCGAAGAGGUCUUCUCAGACUCUUUGGGAGAGGGGAGGGUUAUGAUGCUCCUCCAGGAUAUGAUCGAGAUCCAUUGACAGAUCAUGGCGACAGUACUCCGGGCGAUACACCUUCCAAUGUCUCCUCUCCCGCCGCUGGAGAAGAAUGGGGACAACUCGGUGGUCUCACUCCCCCAGCAAAUCCUGGUAACCCACAGCCUGAGUUUGCGAGAGCAGGAAUUAGCGCUGAAGGCAUGCCGGAUUUCAGCAGAGAAAUCGUCUACGACUUGGUACAAAGUUACAACAACCACAUGAACAUCAUGCACCCGAUCUUGAUACCAUCGCAACUCAAUGCGCUGGUUGAGCAAUUCCUUAAAUCAAUUCCAGAAAGUCAUGCGAAACCUUUGCAAGUGUCGACAUUGGUGGCAGGACAUGCUGGUCAUCCAGGGCCUGGGUUUGCGAAAACUCCUGGUGGCCACAGAAAUCCCGAAAGCCCGGGUAACAAGCGAAAAAGGUCACCCGUCUCAAGCGACUACUCAGAGAUUCCAGUCAUGGUUGAACAUAAGCCUGGCCAUCCGUUCCGGUCUAUCAGUUCUGCGCUGGUCCUGCUUGUCAUGGCUCUAGGGAAGAUAUGCCAAUACAGAGAGAGGAUACCUGACCCCGUCAGCGACAAGGAGCAUGAUACAUCGUUUGGCAGUUCUCCCGUGAUACGAAACGGACUCCCGCCAUCACCACUUCAGAGCUCGCCUUCACUAUCUACGCCAGUAGGAAUGCCAUCGCCUCAAGAUAUCGAUAACAAAUUCUAUCCCCGGAGUCGCAGAACAUCACUUGAGGGUGGGCUCGCAGCGAAGACCUCUUCUGGGCUGAAAAAGAAAAACUUGGAUAUUAUCCCAGGUCUUUCAUAUUUCGCUCUUGCGACAGAUGUCCUCGGAAAUCAACUUGCUGGGAACAGUCUUCAGCACGUUCAUGCUAACAUCCUGGCUGGGUUAUACCAUGGCCAGUUGGGCCGAGUCAUGGAAAGUCAUGGUUACAUUGCUGCGGCAUGUCGUAGUCUUCAGAUCAUCCUUCGACCGAAAAUCGACAGGUUCAAGCGGCUCAAAGCAAACUUCCAACCCGCUCCUGGAAAGGAUAAUCCUCUUCUUUUUGCAUUCUGGACUUGUCUGCAACUGGAAAGUGAUAUUGUCGCUGAAUUACCAUGUCCGCAUUCUGGUAUCCUUACUUACGAAGAAGACAUUCCCAAUCCCAACUAUGAAGCCGCUGUUCAGGACGGUUUCGACCACAGAAUCAUCGAAAGCUACUCGGCUCAACUGUUUCUACGACGACACCUGAAUCAACUGCAUAAUAUGUUCUACAAACCGGAGGGUGAAGACAGCCAAUUUCCCAAGGUGGUCGUCAGACUUCCUGAUCACUUUCCAACGAUCGAAGCCUGUCAAACGAACCUCGACACAAUUGAGAAAUGGGCCCCACAAUUCAUGUGGGAUGCUGAUAGAGGCGAACCUGCAAGGGAUAUCCUUGGCGCAAGACUUCGUGCAAAGUACUAUGGCGCUCAAGUUAUCACGUAUCGACAUUUCAUUCUCAAGAUAUUGGAGAUAUCUUCCAAAACAGAAGAGCAGGUCACCGACGAGUUCAAAGCCAAUAUCUCAGCACCUGUCGUACCAAGUGGUACCAGAAUCGAAGAUCUUGACCCCAAAGUCCUCGAGUUUGCACGCAACGGAAUCAAAGCUUUGAUCUUCAGCACAAAGGCAUUCCACGGUCUUGGAGAUCCCGGGAGAGUGAGGUUGAUUGUGACUAACGUUUGGGGAACGGCACAUGCGCAAUGGGGUAAUAUGUUGACUUUAUCAGCGGCAUACAUGAAUCCAUUUCUCACCAACCUUGUGCUCGAAUUCGUCAGCAGGGAGGAGCUGCGAGACUUACUCGACAAGACAUUGGCGUUCCUUAGACUUACCGCGACGGCAACAUCAGCUCUCGCUAUCGAUAUCAAGCUCUUGCAACAUGUUGGACAGAGAGCGAAUCUCAUGACACCUGAGGGACCCCCUACUUCAUCCAGUUUCUCUAGUUCUAACACUGGAGAUGUCCCAAUGGGUGGACACUAUCAACAGUAA
Molecule: messenger RNA, 3321 nt
Organism: Mollisia scopiformis
Lineage: Eukaryota; Fungi; Ascomycota; Leotiomycetes; Helotiales; Mollisiaceae
Exons: 6
Coding region: 1-3321 (1106 amino acids)
Biological process (GO): regulation of DNA-templated transcription
Molecular function (GO): zinc ion binding; DNA-binding transcription factor activity, RNA polymerase II-specific
Source: RefSeq, a predicted model, not a curated record